Lactuca saligna is the source of this 903-nucleotide messenger RNA. Lineage: Eukaryota; Viridiplantae; Streptophyta; Magnoliopsida; Asterales; Asteraceae. The record is from the annotation of a GenBank genome assembly.
AUGCUUGACAAUCUUCAUUUAUACCAUUUUUCGCUAUUUAAAGCCUCUAAAUCUGUCAUUGAUCAUCUUGAAAGGUUCCGUAGAAACUUCCUGAUGGGAGGUUGUGAAGGCAAGAAAAAAAUUUAUUGGGUUGGGUGGGAUGUUGUUUUGGAGCCGAAGGAGAGAGGUGGUCUUGGAGUUGGUUCUUUGGUAUCUUUAAAAUGGGCUCUUCUUUUCAAAUGGUUGUGGCGUUUCAAAAUUGACCUCGAUGCGCUUUGGAGUGUUAAUUGGAGAUGGAAAAAAGUCCCUUCCGACAGCAGGGAGAUCAACGAAUUGGGAUUGGAUGCGCUUAUUAGUUCGUUUUCAGUUACUAAUGGCCCUGAUGCUUGGUCUUCAAAGAUUUCAACAGAUGGCUCCAUUUAUAUGCGUGAUUUAAGAGUUUUAAUCGAUUUAAAAGUAACAAAGCAGGUCGACAAUCCAACUAUUUGGCUUAAUCUAGUGCCUUUGAAAGUUAUUGUGUUUGUGUGGCGUGCCUCUAUGGACAUAGUUCCUUCUUUUGGAGCUCUCUCGAGGAGGGGUAUUUUGGUCCACGACUCUCAUUGUCGGUUUUGCGAUGUUGGGAGUGAUGAAGCUGAUAAUCUUCUUAUUAGAUGCCCUUUGGCACAUGAGGUUUUGAAUUGCAUUAUGAAUUGGUGUAACUUCACUCCUAUUCAGUUUCAUUCAAUUAGAGAGCUCUUGGAGUAUGUUGCAGUCUGGAGUAAUUGUCCCAAAAACCAAAAAAUCCUCUUGGCUAUUCUUUAUGGUUAUCUUUGGUGCACUUGGAAGACGAUAAAUGAUAUAGUGGUCAACAACGUGAUAACUAAUGUUCCCAAACUGGCGGAUAAUAUUAGCUCGUUAGUUUUUAAUUGGGUGAAGCAUAGAUGA